Messenger RNA from Sphaeroforma arctica JP610, 1676 nucleotides. RefSeq lists its product as hypothetical. Lineage: Eukaryota; Ichthyosporea; Ichthyophonida. The annotation marks the transcript as partial. The record is from RefSeq and is a predicted model, not a curated record. Gene Ontology annotation, biological process: riboflavin biosynthetic process. Gene Ontology annotation, molecular function: 5-amino-6-(5-phosphoribosylamino)uracil reductase activity; NADP binding. The transcript is spliced from 7 exons.
ACACGCUGAACUACCUGAAAACAAAAGUGGACCGCAUGCGCCAUGGCAUUCAACUGGACCAACUGGCCAUCAACACCACACCCAUCCGCCCAGAGAGCUGCCCAGUCUCACCCACGAAUGCGCUCAGCCCACCCACAGCCGAAAUCACCAUCCAAGUACCCCUGAACGGACAUCAGGGAUACCAUACGUCUGCGGCAGCCGAUGCGGAACUGACAUCAAACGGCACGACAGAUAUCAACCAUAUAACAUCCAGCACAGACGCCGGCACAGACUUUGUGAAGCACAGCUCCAGUGAGAAACGUCAGCUAUUCCAAAACGAGGUAGACAAACUCAAUCACUUCCUCUCCUCCACGUCUCUGGGAAUGCCCGUUGGUGGCCGACCCAAGAUGUGGCACAGCGCCAGCUCAGAGAACGUGUCGUCUAUGGCUAUGGCUUUGGCCGGUAAUCUGCCCGUGCCUAGAAGUUCGGUACCUUGCAUAGUGUCGGACGAUCUACCUACCGAGCAGACACAGGUGAACGCCUACACAGUGUGGGGCCGUCCGUAUGUGACGCUCACGUAUGCGCAGAGUCUCAACGGGUGCAUCGCCACACGCGAGCGCAGUCCUCUGGCCAUCUCGUGCGAUGAGUCUUUGGUGAUGACUCAUCAGCUACGCGCGGACCACGACGGCAUCCUCGUGGGCAUAGGCACUGUGUGUGCGGAUAACCCUCGCUUGACAGUUCGUCUGGCAAACGGAAACGACCCUUUACCCAUCAUCCUAGACACCAACCUGCGCGUGCCCAUGGACGUGACCAUACUAGACAACAAAAGGAAACCUUGGAUUGUGUGCAGAAUCGGGUGUGAUGAGUCCAAAAUAGAAGCUCUGGGUGCAAGGGGGGUGACGGUGGUACCUAUUGAUUGCGAAGAAGGCGAGAUGCUAGACGUGAGCAUGGUGCUGGGUGUACUGAAGCAGCGGGGAAUCAAAUCGCUGAUGGUGGAGGGUGGUGCAUCGAUCAUCACUUCGUUCCUGGCCAGCCGUCUGGUUGAUUUUGUGGUGGUAACGAUCUCACCCGUGUUUAUCAAUGGGCUGGAGCUUGUGCCAUCGUCCUCAAAGGUGACUCUGCCUAGCUUGGAAUCGCCUGUCUCUCACCAAUUGGGCACGGAUGCGAUAAUCUCUGGACGACCCGUAUGGCAAUGAUAAGAUGUGUGGUUAAUAUUUAGAAGUUAGAUUUGGCAUAUUAUUUAAACCCCGAAACUGUAAAGGACUGAGCCAUUGGAUGCUAGCGAGCGAUGUGCGAGAUUUUAUUCAGCUGUACCACCUCUCUGACCACGCGUGUUGCAGUUUUAUGGCCAAGGGUACUGUAUUGCACCCAGUACGUGUAGUAGCCAUAGCUGUCAGCUGUCGCUUACCAAUGCCGGUACAAAGCGCCUCCGCGGGGAGUUGAGUUGCGCACGCCGAAUGCAGCAAUUUAACUCAGCUUACCCGUGCUGCAACGCAAUCUACUGAAGGGGUUCGAAUCUCAUCUAGCAGCUGAGAAAGGCGACUUGAUGUCUCCUGUGUAGUGUGAUAGAGGGGUGUCUGUAUCUGUCAUAGAUUCCUGGGAGGAUUGGAGUCCACUACUAGUGUAAAACAGAUGAUUUAUCUGAUGGGAUAAAAGUUAGGGAGUGUAAAUCAAUUGUGUGCAAAUCUUUUUGGUUC